Lagopus muta (rock ptarmigan) is the source of this 3094-nucleotide messenger RNA. RefSeq names its product lipoprotein lipase (gene LPL). Bases 268 to 1725 code for a protein of 485 amino acids. Gene Ontology annotation, biological process: lipid metabolic process. Lineage: Eukaryota; Metazoa; Chordata; Aves; Galliformes; Phasianidae. Gene Ontology annotation, molecular function: apolipoprotein binding; lipoprotein lipase activity. The transcript is spliced from 10 exons. The record is from RefSeq and is a predicted model, not a curated record.
AAGGGGCCAGGAGAGAGAGGCGGCUGCAGCGGCGGCAGCAGUGAGGGUGGUUUGCCUACAGGUUUCGGAGAGGGCCGUUGCUGCGGGUUUGUCCCGGAGCGACUCAGUUCUUCGUGGGUUUUUCUUUUGUUGUUGUUGUUUUUUCUCUUUACUUACAGUCGUGUAAAGUUUUAGAACUUGUAUACUCUUUUCGUUGUUUGAUUGCUUGCUAACCCCUCACACUGAAACUUUUCCGCCGCGGCACAGCGCACGGAGCGAGGACGCGGGAUGGGGAAAACGGCGUUGCUGGUUGUGCUCUGCCUCUGCGUGCGCGGGGCCGCCGGCUCGGAUCCCGCAGAAGCUGAGAUGAAUUUUGAGGGGAUUGAGAGCAAGUUUUCCUUAAGAACACCUGCAGAGCCUGAUGAGGAUGUCUGCUACCUGGUUCCUGGGCAGAUGGACAGCUUGGCACAGUGCAACUUCAACCAUACCAGUAAAACCUUUGUGGUGAUCCAUGGGUGGACGGUGACAGGAAUGUAUGAAAGCUGGGUCCCGAAGCUGGUGGAUGCUCUGUACAAGAGGGAACCUGAUUCAAAUGUUAUAGUUGUGGACUGGCUGGUUCGAGCUCAGCAGCACUACCCAGUGUCUGCUGCUUACACGAAGCUGGUGGGAAAGGAUGUUGCUAUGUUUAUUGACUGGAUGGAGGAGAAGUUCAAUUACCCUCUCAACAAUGUCCACUUGCUGGGGUACAGUCUGGGUGCUCAUGCUGCUGGGAUUGCUGGGAGUCUAACCAAGAAGAAAGUGAACAGAAUUACUGGUCUGGAUCCUGCUGGUCCCACCUUUGAGUAUGCUGACGCCCCUAUCCGCCUCUCCCCGGACGAUGCUGACUUUGUGGAUGUUCUGCACACCUACACUCGAGGCUCUCCAGAUCGCAGCAUUGGAAUUCAGAAACCUGUUGGACAUAUCGAUAUCUACCCUAAUGGUGGAGGUUUCCAGCCAGGCUGCAACUUGGGAGAAGCUCUCCGCCUGAUUGCUGAAAAAGGCUUUUCAGAUGUGGAUCAGCUGGUGAAGUGCUCUCAUGAGCGAUCCAUCCAUCUCUUUAUUGACUCGCUCCUCUAUGAAGAGAAGCCCAGCAUGGCCUAUCGCUGCAACACAAAAGAGGCCUUUGAGAAGGGCCUCUGCCUAAGCUGCCGGAAGAACCGUUGCAACAACUUGGGUUAUAAGGUCAACAGAGUGAGAACAAAGAGAAACACCAAAAUGUACUUGAAGACCCGCGCUCAGAUGCCCUACAAAGUCUUCCAUUAUCAGGUCAAGAUACAUUUCUUCGGAAAGACCAGUGUGACCAAGGUAGACCAGCCAUUCCUGAUCUCUCUGUAUGGCACUCUAGAUGAGAGUGAGAACAUUGCUUUCACACUGCCUGAAGUCUCUUCCAACAAGACCUUCUCCUUCUUGAUCUACACCGAAGUGGACAUUGGUGACCUGCUUAUGCUAAAGCUGCAGUGGGAGAAAGAUACCUUCUUCAGCUGGUCAGACUGGUGGACUCCAUUUGCAUUUACCAUCCAGAGAGUCAGAGUGAAGUCAGGCGAAACUCAAAAAAAGGUGGUAUUCUGUUCUCGAGAUGGCAGCUCACGUCUUGGUAAAGGAGAAGAGGCAGCAAUAUUUGUGAAGUGCCUUGAGCAGCCCGUCAGCAGGAAGAGGGGAGGUGCCAAGAAAGCCUCUAAAGAAAAUUCUGCACAUGAGUCUGCUUAAAAAGUGGCAAGAAUGAGAAUUUCCACACUGGGGAGGAGGAGGGAGCCUGUUCAUCACUGUGAAGUGGAUGUUCAGAUCUGAAUAUAUAGAAAUAUUUAUCUGCUGCUGGCUUUUUUGACUGCUAUAUCUAGCUAUAUUAGGAGGCUUCUUGUAAGGAAGUCUCAGCGUACAAAGUUACUAACCAUAAAGUUACGUUAUCUGAAUAGUUAAAAACAAAGAAAACCCCUGCAACAACUUGCCAAAGGCUUGAGUGUUAGGAAGGAAUAAGUAAUUUUGCUUAAUUGUGGUGCCUUGUGACAGUUUCUUGAUGUCAGCUCCUUUUUAUCAGUUUUGUAGUAUUUAUUGAAAAGACACAAAGCUUCUGUACCUGGUCUCUUUUUAGCGUUCUUUGUUUCCAAUAUUUUUAAAGAAAUCUCCUGGAACUGCAGAUCUUUUUUCUUUUUUUUUUCUGUUUUUUUUGUUACUGUUGUUGUUCUCCUGGCCUUGCUAACUGAAUUUUCAGACAGUUCAGCGGCUAGAAUUCAUUGUCUUCAAGUGUGUGUUUGGCAAGUGAGUAGUUUUCUCAUGGAAAAAAUGCCCUUGUGUGUAAAGCUAUAAAGAGAUGUCAGGGACUGGUUCAAUAUGGGGAUGAAUCUUUUGGGUUGUGGUUAUGAAUGUGGUUUACUGGGUGUAGAUGCCAAUGCUUUUUAGCAAUAAUUAUAGUCUGUUAAGAUAUGUAAUCCCAUGCAGUUUAUCCUGGAAUAAAUAGCAAUAGGAGAAGACAGCAACACCAGUGUCCUCUGCAGACAUUCAACUUUUCAUUCAUGCUUUCAUCCCUCAAGAAUGGAGUCAUCUAACUUCCAUCACUAAAAAACAGCAAUGGAAUUAAGCUACAAAGAAAUGCAGAGAAUGGAUAUAUAUAUAUAUAUAUAUAUAUAUAUAUAUAUAUAUAUUUACUUCCAUCCGAGAUACCAAAACUAAGAGCAUCAGUGCUGUUUAAAGCUGAAUGUCAGUCACUCAGCAGAGUGGCAGCAGUAUCCAGUCUCUGGUGCAACUGAAACCAGUUGACAGGUGACAAAUAUACUCCUGCUUCCCUGUGCUGGAAUUGUGACUUCCAGUGACCAGCCUCUGUGCUUGGCUGUGAUAGAAUGGUACAUACUAGGAGUUGCUUGGUUUUCUGAUCCGAGGUGGAAUUCAGCAGGGAGCAGGAGCUGUGACACUUAAAGGAGCCUGAUUUUGUGAUGCACAAAAAUGAAUGCUCUGAAAAACACUUAAAUUAGAUAUGCUGUGAGUCGCCAAAAAUAGAUGUAUUGAAGGCUUUUUGUUUUUCCUUUCUUUAAGUAAUGCAAAGCUUUUCUUAGCUUGGAAAAAAAAAAAAACAAAACAACAA